UCAUUCAUUCAUUAUAUAAGUGUAAGGACCAUGCUCAUACAUUUCAAAUUCACAAUCCGUUACUCUCAAUUCUGUUGCCCAUUCCCUAGUUUAGCAACAAAAAGGGUUUGCUUUCGGUGUCUCUUACCUUGAAAAUGUCUGCUGCUGUGUCUUCCACAACUUCUCGUUUUGUGGAAGAGCUCAAAAACAAACCAACCGACAACGACAACAGCAGCAACGUUGUUGGUGGCGAACCAGAGCAGCCCCCGUACAGUGAUAGUGCCAACUCUGAUGUUGCAGAAGAGACUGAGCCAGAGGAAGAUGAUGAUGAUUCCAAGUUGGAAUCUGACAGAGAACUGGAUAUUGGUCCCCAAAUCACCCUCAAGGAACAGCUUGAGAAAGAUAAAGAUGACGAGAGUUUGAGAAAAUGGAAGGAGCAACUUCUGGGCAGUGUUGAUAUGUCUUUCGUUGGAGCAACUAAAGACCCUGAUGUGAAGAUUUUGAGCCUCACUAUUACAAGCCCAGACAGGCCUGAUCUCGUCCUGCCAAUUCCAUUUACAAAUGAUCCUAAGAAAAGCCUCUUCAUCCUCAAGGAAGGAAGCAAGUGCGCCAUGAAAUUCACCUUCUCUGUCUCCAACAACAUCGUUUCUGGUCUCAAAUACACGAAUGUUAUUUGGAAAACUGGCGUUAGAGUGGCCAGCAGAAAAAAGAUGUUGGGAACUUUUAGUCCCCAGAAGGAACCGUAUACGUAUGCAUUGGAAGAAGAAAGCACCCCUUGCGGCAUGUUCGUCAGGGGAACCUAUGCAGCAAGAACCAAGUUUGUAGAUGACGAUCAAAAAUGCUACUUGGACGUCAAUUACUACUUCGAAAUUCAGAAGAAUUGGAUAAAACCUGAAUGAGAUUUGACCUUAAGCAACUUGGAAAAUUAUCUUUCCUUUGGCCUUUUGUGUGUCUCUUUGGAACAUAUUGGAAUCCAACUUGUUUUAGUUGUUAAUCAAAUGCAGUUGGCACAAUUGUAAACGUGCGUGCCGAAUGCUUAUGUUAUCACUUCCAUCCUUUUCCUUUUUCUAAUGCCAAGAUGUGACAAAUAAAAUCACUCUUAAUUUUUACUGU
Messenger RNA from Vigna umbellata (rice bean), 1092 nucleotides. The record is from RefSeq and is a predicted model, not a curated record. NCBI's taxonomy places the organism in Eukaryota, Viridiplantae, Streptophyta, Magnoliopsida, Fabales, Fabaceae.